AUGCUCCGCGCCCAGAUCCCAGAAGCCCAUCCGUUCGUCCUAUCGCUCUUCGGCUGCCAGUACCACGCGGAAUCCCCCAGCCCCACCAAGGCGGAAUUAAUCACCACCUUCACCAACCUCCUCAAAGCCUCUUCCUCGGUCGCCCACAUCGAGUCUCUUGAACAGCAUGGGGCCCUUUCAUCCCCCGGCACCUCACGCGUCUGGAUGACCUACUGGCGCACCCCAGCCGACUUCCAGCAGUGGUGGAGCAGCGGCCCCGUCUCCAGCUUCUGGGCAGCCCUGCCCGACGACUCCGCCGGCUUCUGGCGGGAGACGCUGCAGCUGUCCCACCGAAGGUCGAUGUUCGAAACCAACAAGCCCGUCGCCAACGGCCUGGCCCACGUCGGCCAGCUGGCGCCCCUCACCGAGAAGACGGGCUACUGGGGCGCGUACCGCGAUCGUCUGGCUGACGCGACCCCGCAGGAGCGCCUGGCCUCGACGAUGAAGAGCGGCGUCCCACCGCCCAAGCCGGCUGGCGGCGCGGUUAGGAGGGGACGGGUCUUGAUGAAGGACUUUCCUGACAAUAUGUGCCUCGUCGUCGAGGGCCAGGACUACAGCGCUAUGGGGCCGGCGGAGCGCGAGCAUUGGCGUGAGAACUUUGAUGGGUUGACAAGGAAGUGGGUGUCACACGUCGUCAACUCCGGGCCGGAGGCGGGGAUGGUGUCGGCGAGGCUGUGCCAUGCGCCGGAGAGCGGGGUGGUGGAUGGGGAGGGGGUGGAUGAGGAGGCGGGGAGCGAGUGGUCGCCGGCAUUUGGGUUCAAUCGGAAGGUGCAGAUUUUGUACUUUGCGGAUCUGUCGUACAUGGAGAGGAUUGGGAAGUCGGUGAAGACGCAUGUCGACUUGCGGAAGAACUUUAUGAAGUCGUACGGGCCUGGUGGGGCGAUGCAGGUGCAUGAUUUGUUGCUUUGGGUGGAGCUGAGUGUGGUUAAGGCGAGGGAUGUCGAGGCUGAGUAUGUGGGGUGUUGUGAUGGGACGGGCUUCAUGGCGUAUGAUUAUGAUCCCGCCUUCCAGGAUCAGCAGGGCCAGUCGUCAUGGUGGCCUUGGAGCUUGGUUACGCGGGCAUCUCAGUAUGUCUUCGGUACUUCAGCAUAG
This is a messenger RNA of Lasiodiplodia theobromae, 1131 nucleotides long. RefSeq lists its product as uncharacterized. The coding region runs from base 1 to 1131 and encodes 376 amino acids. Lineage: Eukaryota; Fungi; Ascomycota; Dothideomycetes; Botryosphaeriales; Botryosphaeriaceae. The transcript has a single exon. The record is from RefSeq and is a predicted model, not a curated record.